Molecule: messenger RNA, 1038 nt
Organism: Fusarium coffeatum
Lineage: Eukaryota; Fungi; Ascomycota; Sordariomycetes; Hypocreales; Nectriaceae
Exons: 1
Coding region: 1-1038 (345 amino acids)
Biological process (GO): carbohydrate metabolic process
Molecular function (GO): hydrolase activity, hydrolyzing O-glycosyl compounds
Source: RefSeq, a predicted model, not a curated record
AUGAAGUCCAAUCUAUUGUUCCCAGCUUCGGCUCUCCUUGCUUUCGCUGGUCAGAGCGUUGCCACCGACUGUCCGCUCAUCACCAGCAGAUGGUCCGCGGAUCCUUCGGCUCAUGUCUUCAACGACACUCUCUGGCUCUACCCUUCUCAUGACUGGGACGCCGGUCUUGAGAACUCCCCUGAUGGAGGCCAGUAUGCCAUGAAAGAUUACGUCGUCUACUCCAUCGACAAGAUCUACGGUUCUCUUCCCGAAGACCAUGGUGUGGUUCUCUCAGUGGACGAUGUCCCAUGGGCCUCUGAACAGAUGUGGGCUCCUGAUGCUGCCACCAAGAACGGCAAAUACUACUUCUACUUCCCCGCCAAGGACAAGGACGGCAUCUUCAGAAUCGGUGUCGCUGUCUCAGAUACCCCUGGUGGACCCUUCACUCCCGACAAGAGUUGGAUCCCCAACACUUUCAGCAUGGACCCCGCCAGUUUCGUUGACGAUGACGACGAGGCAUACCUGUCCUGGGGCGGUCUCAUGGGUGGUCAGCUCGAGCGAUGGCAGGACAAGAACAACUACAACGAGUCUGGAGCCAGUCCUCCCAACGGCACUGCUGCCUUGAGCCCUCAAAUCGCCAAGUUGAGCGAUGACAUGCACACUCUUGCUGAGAAGCCCCGAGACAUCAAGAUUCUCGACCCCAAGACCAAGAAGCCCCUGCUUGUCGAGGACUAUGAUCGACGAUUCUUCGAGGGCCCCUUCAUUCACAAGUACAACGGCAUGUACUACCUCAGCUACUCCACCGGCACAACCCACUAUAUGGUCUACGCGACUUCCAAGAGCGUGUACGGACCGUACACUUACCAAGGAAGAAUUCUCGAGCCUGUCGAGGGCUGGACUACCCAUGGUAGCAUUGUCAAGUAUAAGGGACAAUGGUGGGUGUUUUACCAUGAUGCUAAGACUUCCGGCAAGGAUUAUCUGCGCCAGGUCAAGGCUAAGAAGAUUUGGUAUGAUAGCAAGGGCAAGAUCGUCACCAAGAAGCCCAAGAGAGCUGUUUAA